This is a messenger RNA of Gamsiella multidivaricata, 1351 nucleotides long. RefSeq names its product PLC-like phosphodiesterase. The transcript is spliced from 5 exons. Gene Ontology annotation, molecular function: phosphoric diester hydrolase activity. Bases 201 to 1274 code for a protein of 357 amino acids. Lineage: Eukaryota; Fungi; Mortierellomycota; Mortierellomycetes; Mortierellales; Mortierellaceae. The record is from RefSeq and is a predicted model, not a curated record. Gene Ontology annotation, biological process: lipid metabolic process.
UCCCCGGGUUUGAAAAGGCCCUGUGGUCUCUACACGUGAUGUCGCUAUUAUUAUCGCGCGUUCCUGGUGCCAUGUCAGCCUAGCGAUCCCUCCAUUGCUCUACCAUCAGCAUCCUUUCCUUGUCCCUAACAUCAACCCCUUCCAAGUCUUGUCAGACAUCCCUACACACCUUCGCAACCCCACAUACCUACUCAUCCCUCAUGCGCGCCUCACUCAUCCUUUCCGUGGGCGCUAUCCUGCUCUCCUCUUUGGCGGCGCACUCUGACGCCCAGCAAGUGUGCAACGGCUAUGCGGAGCUGUGCUCCAAGACGUUCGACAAGGUGUCGUAUGCCACCACCCAUAAUGCCUAUGCCUACACUCCUCCUGGCGGGCUGGCCACCAACCAAAAUAACGACAUCCCGACUCAAUUGAAGGACGGCAUCAGGGCGUUUAUGCUCGAUGCCUAUCCCACACCAUCGGGCAAUGCAAAAGACAUUGAGCUGUGUCACAGCAUGUGUACUUUGCUCGAUGCUGGCCCGUUAUCCAAGGUUCUUCAACAGAUCAAGACCUUCAUGGAUGCCAACCCCAACGAGAUUAUUACGAUUUUAUGGGAGAACGCCGGAAACCUCAAGCCCGCGCAAUUCCAGGCGGCGUAUGCGGCUGCUGGGCUCGAUAAGUACGCGUACACGCAGACAGCUAGUGCUAAAACAUGGCCCACACUCGCUCAGAUGAUCUCGAGCGGAAAACGGAUGGUUAACUUUAUUGACGGCGGUGCGGAUGCUACUGUGCCAUGGCUCAUGGCCGAAUACUCGUUCGUGUUCGAAACACCCUGGCAAAUUCCAAAGGGUUCCGCAUACCCUUGCACGGUGGACCGUCCCAAGAACCAGCGCAAGCAGAUGUAUGUCUUGAAUCAUUUUAUUUCGGGACAGUUCCCACUCCAAGGUCUAACAGUGGACAUGCCCCAACCAGGCGCAGCGAAUGUUACCAAUGGAGCGGAACUGACCAACCAUGCGAAGGACUGUCAGAAAACUUUCAACCAGCUCCCCAAUUUUGUUGCCGUCGACUUUUAUGAAAAGGGCAACUUGUUGCAAACCGUCGCGGAGCUCAACAACGUCAAAUGGAACAACCAACAACCUACUGCUGCUUCCAUUGCCGGAACCGGUACUGGAUCUGGAUCUGGAUCUGGAUCGGGUUCUGGAAGCGGAAACGGAGCUUCGUCUGACUGGAAACAUUUGAGUAAGAUGACCCUUGGAGCUGCUGCUUUAGCAGGAGGCAUUGGAAUGAUGGUCCUUUAAGAUCGAGUAGAACAGGCCCUCGUAUCUAAUAAAGAUAAUAAAAAUUUCAGUUGGCAGGCUAUGCUGGAAUGAUCUGU